CUGACGGGUAGAUGGUACAGCAUCGGCCUGGCCUCCAACGCCAACUGGUUCAAGGAGAAGAAGCACGUGAUGAAGAUGUGCACCACGGACAUCUCUGCCACUGCAGAUGGGAACCUGGAGGUCACCUCCACCUACCCCAAGGGUGACAAGUGCGAGAAGAGGAACAGCCUUUACACCAAGACGGAGCAGCCAGGACGGUUCAGAUACACCAGCCCACGCUGGGGCAGCAACCACGACAUCCGUGUGGUGGAGACCAACUACGACGAGUAUGCCUUGGUGGCCACCCAGAUCUCCAAGAGCACCGGACCCUCCACCAUGGUGCUGCUCUACA
Merops nubicus (carmine bee-eater) is the source of this 331-nucleotide messenger RNA. RefSeq names its product lipocalin-like. Gene Ontology annotation, molecular function: small molecule binding. The annotation marks the transcript as partial. The transcript is spliced from 3 exons. Lineage: Eukaryota; Metazoa; Chordata; Aves; Coraciiformes; Meropidae. The record is from RefSeq and is a predicted model, not a curated record.